Messenger RNA from Lobosporangium transversale, 941 nucleotides. RefSeq lists its product as hypothetical. The record is from RefSeq and is a predicted model, not a curated record. The transcript is spliced from 2 exons. Gene Ontology annotation, cellular component: U2-type prespliceosome; nucleus; U2 snRNP. Gene Ontology annotation, molecular function: nucleic acid binding; zinc ion binding. Bases 83 to 883 code for a protein of 266 amino acids. Gene Ontology annotation, biological process: spliceosomal complex assembly. NCBI's taxonomy places the organism in Eukaryota, Fungi, Mortierellomycota, Mortierellomycetes, Mortierellales, Mortierellaceae.
AAUUGAUCACAUAUAAUCUCCACCUCGCCUCCAAAAACUAAAUCAAAAGGAAAACCAGCAUCUAAAUAAGAAAUAAACUCAAAUGGCAGACAGACAAAAUCGUGUUGGAUCCAAGAUUGGAAGUGCCGGUGUGGCCGGUGCUUCGGAAAGCAAUGUCGACAGAAGAGAGCGUCUUCGAAAACUGGCCUUGGAAACCAUUGAUUUGGCCAAGGACCCAUAUUUCAUGAGGAAUCACUUGGGAUCAUACGAAUGUAAACUUUGCUUGACAUUACAUACCAAUGAAGGAUCAUAUCUUGCGCACACACAAGGAAAGAAGCAUCAAACCAACCUGGGUCGCCGUGCAGCCAAGGAUGCGAUGGAAAAACCUGAUAGUAUGGCACCAUUGACAGCACAACAACAACAAGCACUCAAAGGCGGAGCAAAUGCUGCACCAACAUUCAAGCGCAACAUCAUUAAAAUUGGUCGUCCCGGUUACAAAGUCACAAAGAUCCGGGACCCAGCUUCACGUCAAGUUGGCAUGUUGUUUGAGAUUGCGUAUCCAGAGAUUGCACAGGGCGUUGAGCCUCGGUACAGAUUCAUGUCUGCAUAUGAGCAACAGGUUCAGGCACCAAAUAAGGCAUAUCAGUAUCUAGUCAUUGCGGCAGAACCCUAUGAGAGUAUUGCAUUCAAGAUCCAGAGCAGGGAUAUCGACAGAGCCGAAGAAAAACUGUGGAGCCAUUGGGAUGUAGACCAAAAGAUGUUUACCUUGCAGAUGUUCUUCAAGAAUGAUCAGCGCAUGCUCAGCUCGAGUCGAAUGGAGAACGCACCAGGGUAUAGCGCACCUGGAACACAAAUGGCCAACCCUUUGAAUCCUUUUCAUGCACCCAUGCGCACAGCUGCAUAGAUUUUUAUUUUGUAGGAAAGAACCUUUUCUAUUUCUCAAUAAAACAAAUAAUAAUAUA